AUGACAGAAAUUAAUUUAUAUUUCAAUGCAGAAGAGGGUGAUUCUCAAAACUUGCUCAAGAAUUGCCCAAGUUUAUACAGUCCUAAAGAAGGUCUGAUAAGAUCAGAUUCAGAGUAUUUACCAUCUGUUAUUAAUGGUGCCACUUUUGAUCCUCCCAUUCUCUUGUGCCAUAGAAACCUUAUGAAUUUCUAUGCGAUGUUUGUAAAAAAGAAAUUAGAUUUAAAGAAAAAAAGAGAAUAUUUAUAUGCAGAAGAUGGCGGCAUGUUAUCAUUAGAUUGGUUUAACUUCGAUGAUGAAUGUGAUGAAACAACCCCAACGAUAGUACUAUUACCAGGUGUCGAAGGUAGUGGUAACUCUGUAUAUAUUAGAUAUUUUGUACAGAAUGCACACAAGAUGUAUAAUUUUAGAUGUGUAGUAUUGAACAACCGUGGUUUAGGUGGAAAUGAAAUAACUUCGGAUAAAACAUAUUCAUUUGGUAAAAUAGAUGAUGUCGAAUUCAUAACAAAUCAUAUUAAACAAAAGAUACCAAAAGCACAAUUGUUUUUGGUUGGUUUCUCUAUGGGUGGCAUUAUUUUGGUGAACUAUCUUUCAAAGGUUGGAACCAAUUCACCAUAUAGUGCGCACAUCUGUUACUCGAAUCCAAUGGAUUUGAAAGCCAGCUGGGAACGUCUUAUAUCGACGAGAACCAACAAGAUUUUCUAUGGUGGCAGACUAACAGCGAAAUUCAAAAAGAUGUUGUUAAAGUUUGGUCAUCGACUGGAUCAAUACGCAACAAAGAAACAAAUCAAGAAUUGCAAGACUGCAAUGGAUCUUGAUGAAUUAAUUACUAUAAAGAUGUUUGGAUAUCCAAGUGUUGAAGAUUAUUAUAAAGUUACCAGUCCAUCAAAUCAAAUUCAAAAUAUUAAAGUACCUUGUUUGUUUAUAUGUGCAAAAGAUGAUAACUUUAUUCCUUGGAGAAGUAUACCUUAUUCAAAGUUUAAAUCAAAUCCCAAUACAAUUUUAGCAAUGCCAAGAAAGGGUGGUCAUUUAGGUUUUAUUUCAAAAUCGGAUUGGGAAUCAUGGGCGGAUAGGGCAGGAAUCGAGUUUUUAAUGAAUUUUAUUAAUAAUGUUGGAACAGCAAAACAAUAA
This is a messenger RNA of Heterostelium album PN500, 1128 nucleotides long. Its product is annotated as YheT family hydrolase. Bases 1 to 1128 code for a protein of 375 amino acids. Lineage: Eukaryota; Evosea; Eumycetozoa; Acytosteliales; Acytosteliaceae. The transcript is spliced from 4 exons. Gene Ontology annotation, biological process: medium-chain fatty acid catabolic process; medium-chain fatty acid biosynthetic process. The record is from RefSeq and is a predicted model, not a curated record. Gene Ontology annotation, molecular function: acetylesterase activity; monoacylglycerol lipase activity.